This is a messenger RNA of Triticum dicoccoides, 1217 nucleotides long. RefSeq lists its product as uncharacterized. The transcript has 3 exons. Bases 1 to 888 code for a protein of 295 amino acids. The record is from RefSeq and is a predicted model, not a curated record. Lineage: Eukaryota; Viridiplantae; Streptophyta; Magnoliopsida; Poales; Poaceae.
AUGGACAAGUUCCACGACAGGCAGUACGUGUGGCUGCGGAGCCGCGUGCACGGCAAGUACCUCCACGCCAACAUCGACGGGAAGAGCGUCUCCCUCCACCGCCGCCGCGCGGCGCUGAGGGCGGCCUGGGCGGUGCACAUCCACCAAGGCGACGCGCCCGAGCCGUACCUGCUCCUCUACAACGCCGCCAACGGCCGCUACCUCGCCGCCACGGCCACGCGGGCGCCGCCCGGCCACAUCGGCUUCCGCGCCGAGCAGCGCGACUACGACCAGCCGCAGUUGCAGGCCGUCAUGUGGCUGGCCGCCGAGACGGGAUUCAGGGACGACGUCCUGCUCCGCAACGCCGGCGGCCGCUACCUCCGCGCCAACGGGAAGUACACCGGCAAGUACCUACGCUUGAAGAACGUCACCGUCGACGGCAUCAACAACGUCAGCACCAUGAUGUACUGGACCGUCGAGCCUAUCCCUCUCAGAGACCCGAACAGUCCGCUAGGCCUAGCUCCUCCGACUCUGGGCCGCAGACCCCGAGAGCUCCCCGACAUGCUGGGACGCGAGCGAGGGGUGCGGCGGCUGAUCCGGUUCGUGCGAGCGAGCGCCGAGGGGGGCUUCGCCGAGGACGGCUGGUCCGAGUUCCAUUUCACGGGGAGGUCCGUGUACGAGCUGAGGAACGAGCUGUACAGCCGCAUCGGCCCCCACCGCCACCCCCACCCCGACAUCCUCCCCUUCGACAUAGUCAUGUGCGUCCGAGCGGGCCGCUACGGGCGUUUGAUCCCGCUCGUCGUCAACCUGCCCCACGGACGCAACGGCGAGACCCUCCAGAUUGUCCUGUGCCUGUCCAGGACCCCUGCCUAUGGUAGGCUGCGAUACCCGGAUGUCCACGCAGAGUAGAGAAAGAACGGAGCAGGAGUCCUGACAGUUCAACUCCUCAGAAUUUUGGCCGCCUCGGACACAAUGACAGCAGAACUAGACGCCUACUUUUACAUAUAGAUUGAUAUAGGUCGAGAAAACUUAUCAGCUCUUGUGUUUCUUCUGCUAGCUAAAACUUGCACUGUUUUGAGUGUUACUCGCGGUUCUAUGAUUCAGAACUGCUGGGAUCGUUGCCUCCAACUGUUCGAGUGUUGCUCUUCUGGCAUUCAUCUCUGUGGUGCUUCCUGGAUGAAGCAUUUACCUGUAGGGGUUCUUGCUAUGGGUUGAUGAUCUUCCAUUUCUUUUCUGGA